UUCAUUAAUAAUUUAAGAGAAAGUAUUUAAAAUGCCAAGAAGAAGUGGAUCAUCAUCAAGAUCAAGACCUAGCCCAUCAAGAAGCACAGCAACAGCUGCAAGACCAGCUCCAUAGACUUAAGCUCCUGCUUAAACUCCAGUAAAAUCAGGAGGAAUGUUUUCUGGGCUUGGAUCAACUUUGAUGACAGGUAUGGCAUUUGGAGCAGGUUCAGAAGUAGCUCAUUAGGCAAUCAGAUCUGUUAUGGGUGGAUCAAGUCAAUCUUAACCAGUUGAAUAAUAAUCCCAGCAAUAGGCUCCUCAAUAACAAUAAUAAGCUUGUUAGAAUGAAAGCCAAAUGAUCACUAAUUGCUUACAAAUGAACUCAGAAAUCACAAGAUGCCAACCAUAUAUGGACAUUUUCAAAGAAUGCUAAAAGAAAUACAACUUAUGAUUGAUUUAUGAUAGAUUGAAAUAGCAAUUAUAUAAUAUAUUUUCAUUAACUUGCUUAA
Paramecium tetraurelia is the source of this 488-nucleotide messenger RNA. RefSeq lists its product as uncharacterized. The transcript is spliced from 3 exons. Gene Ontology annotation, cellular component: nucleus; mitochondrion. Gene Ontology annotation, biological process: mitochondrion organization. The record is from RefSeq and is a predicted model, not a curated record. NCBI's taxonomy places the organism in Eukaryota, Ciliophora, Oligohymenophorea, Peniculida, Parameciidae.